GUUGCCGUUUAGACAUUAUUACACUUACCUCGAAAAGACAUACCUCUCCCUGGUUUCUUCCUUCCUGUCCUUCAUCGGACUUUAGCCUAGCACUACUCUAAGGUACUAGUAGGGCAAGUCCUUUUGUACCGGCACUGUAUACUUUGUCAUCUCGGCAUGCAAAACUCUCCUCAAGACUGUAGCAUGGAGAGAGCAAACACAUCCUUAGCGAGAACCAAAUCAGAACAAUUGGCUGAGACAGUGGAGGCAGCGUUUAAAUCUCCCAUGAACAACGAUGGGGUUUCCGAAGGCGGCAGCGGCGGGACACUCUCAGGUAAGUCCAGCAAGAGGCUAACGACGGCAGCCUCACCGGGACGAACCACUUCGGGUGGUAACAAAAAUACACACAUUAGGAAGUCAAGGAGUGCACAGAUGAAGUUUGAAUUGGAUGACGUCAACAGUGGAUCAGCUCUAAGCCGGGCCUCUAGUGCCAGCCUGGGCUUCUCUUUCUCCUUCACUGGUUUCAACAUGCCACCUGAUGAAAUAGCAGACUCCAUGCCGUUUAGUGAUGAUGAUAUACCGGAGGAUCUUGAAGCCGGAAUGCGUAAGCAGAAAUUUCAAACUGAACCCUCCUUGCCAAUUUACCUGAAGUUCAGAGAUGUUACAUACAAGGUGAUCAUCAAAGGAAUGACCUCAACCGAGGAAAAGGAUAUCUUGAAUGGGAUCAGUGGUUCGGUGGAUCCAGGGGAAGUUUUGGCUCUUAUGGGACCUUCAGGAAGUGGAAAAACAACACUUCUGAAUCUGCUUGGCGGCAGGUUAAAUCAGCCCACUGUCGGUGGUGCAAUCACUUACAAUGACGGACCACACUCCAAGUUCUUAAAAAGUAGGAUAGGAUUCGUGACACAAGACGACAUUCUGUUUCCUCACCUUACAGUGAAAGAAACAUUGACAUAUGCAGCCCUCCUUCGAUUGCCAAAGACAUUGUCAAAACAACAGAAGCAAAAACGAGCCAUGGACGUCAUCUAUGAGCUAGGCUUAGAGAGGUGCCAAGACACCGUGAUUGGUGGCUCAUUUGUGCGUGGAGUGUCAGGCGGGGAGAGGAAAAGAGUUUGCAUUGGCAAUGAGAUUAUAAUCAACCCUUCAAUCUUGUUUCUUGAUGAACCAACCUCGGGCUUGGAUUCUACAACUGCUUUAAAGACAGUGCAGCUGUUACAAGAUAUGGCAGAGGGUGGGAAAACAGUGGUGACAACUAUCCACCAGCCAUCUAGUAGACUCUUUCACAAAUUUGACAAGUUGAUUCUUCUUGGGAAAGGGAGUUUGCUUUAUUUUGGAAAAUCAUCAGAAGCAAUGCGGUACUUCUCAUCUAUAGGUUGCAACCCGCUUAUUGCCAUGAACCCUGCAGAGUUCUUGCUAGACCUUGCAAAUGGCAAUAUAAAUGAUGUUUCUGUCCCAUCUGAAUUGGAGGAUAAAGUGCAAAUAGGGAAUUCAGAUGCAGGAAAAAGAAACGGGAAGCCUUCUCCUGCAGUUGUUCAUGAGUACCUCGUGGAGGCCUAUGAGACACGAGUUGCGGUCAAAGAGAAGAAGAAACUAAUGGUUCCUAUACCCCUUGAUGAAGAAGUGAAGGCAAAAGUGUCUUCUCUGAAACGACAAUGGGGGGCAAGCUGGUGGCAACAAUAUACCAUUUUGUUCUGCAGGGGAAUCAAAGAAAGGCGGCACGACUAUUUUAGCUGGUUGAGAAUCACCCAAGUUCUCUCUACUGCAAUUAUCUUGGGAUUACUAUGGUGGAAUUCAGAUACUAAUAGCCUCAAAGGUCUUCAAGAUCAGGCAGGGCUGCUGUUCUUCAUUGCGGUUUUCUGGGGAUUUUUUCCUGUAUUCACAGCAAUCUUCACAUUUCCCCAAGAAAGAGCCAUGUUGAGUAAAGAACGGGCAGCUGACAUGUACAGACUAAGUGCAUAUUUCUUGGCAAGGACUACAAGCGACCUUCCACUUGAUCUAGUACUACCAGUACUUUUCCUUCUCGUCGUCUACUUCAUGGCAGGCUUGCGAAUGAGUGCUGCUCCAUUUUUCCUAACCAUGCUCACGGUUUUUCUCAGCAUUAUUGCUGCUCAGGGACUCGGACUAGCUAUUGGGGCUACCCUGAUGGACUUAAAGAGGGCCACAACUCUAGCUUCAGUUACUGUGAUGACCUUCAUGCUGGCUGGAGGGUAUUUUGUAAAGAGAGUUCCAGUAUUUGUAUCUUGGAUCCGCUAUAUGUCUUUCAACUACCACACCUAUAAUCUUCUCCUCAAGGUUCAAUAUAAACACAUGACACCUGUUUUAAAUGGAAUGAGAAUAGACAGUGGCUUGACGGAAGUUAGUGCCCUGGUGGCAAUGGUUUUUGGCUACCGUCUCUUGGCUUACAUUUCCCUGCGGAGAAUGAAGCUUUGUGCGCAGUAAGCAAUAUUAUUCUGUGAGCAUUAUCGACAAUUAACUUCCACGUUUGACUUCAAAGAUCUAUUCCAUGAAAACUUGGGUUCCACGGAUCAGAGAAAGGGAUAUAAGCAAGAUAUCAUAUUUCAGCUCCAUGAAGAUUUUUGGAUGGCAAAAGCCUCAACGACGAUAUUUAUGCAGUAUCUUAGGCAUGUAAGUUGAUUUUUCCGCGAGGAGAAUUCCUAGAAAUGCAAUCACGUUAUAAGAAGCUCGCAUUCACAAGCUCGUACCUUUUAUAGUAAAAUGGAGUGAUGUAAUAAUAAUUGUCAGACAUACCUACCUAUGACUAAUGCAUAUCUAUUGGAAUUA
Messenger RNA from Populus nigra (black poplar), 2757 nucleotides. RefSeq names its product ABC transporter G family member 22-like. Gene Ontology annotation, molecular function: ATP hydrolysis activity; ATP binding; ABC-type transporter activity. Gene Ontology annotation, cellular component: membrane. Bases 157 to 2415 code for a protein of 752 amino acids. The transcript has 11 exons. The record is from RefSeq and is a predicted model, not a curated record. NCBI's taxonomy places the organism in Eukaryota, Viridiplantae, Streptophyta, Magnoliopsida, Malpighiales, Salicaceae.